UGGGGAAGUUGCCAGUCACAUCAGCUAGCUUGUAAGCACUAUGAUCAGCUACCGACUGAUCGGACGAUUUUUAGAUAUGGGUGGUAAUGAAUAGUAGCUGUAAAUAUAUGGAUUUCUAUAGUUCGAUUAUUAUUUGUAGCUACCUAACACCACAGUUUGCUGAUUAGAACUAGGCUAGUCUACCAAUCACGGAACGGCAACCGUAGUUAGUGACAGUGUUGCUGGGUGCAGGUGUUGGGUGUACGUACUUUGUUUAGAAAUAUUAGCCUAGCUAAGAGUGAAAACCUAGCCCCGAUUAUCUCAAGGAUUCUCCUCAAAAUGUACAACUGGGAAAGACGUGCAGCGGAGAACCUUACCAACGCUGACCAUAUGCGUGAAGUGAGAAGAAGGAUGGAUCAUGAGUAUCAGGUACGUUUCACACAGAACCAAUUGCGAAGAAGAGAACGGGAAAGAGCAGAUGCCGAGGUAAAAAGAGAAAUAAGACUUCGAACACCCUCACCGCCUGCACCUCAGUCAAAUAAGUUUAAAACCCGUACUUAUGAUAGGCCAUGGGCACAAGGAGUGUCAGCCACUAGGAAGUUGUCCUGCUCUACAAAGCCUUCCAUAUCUGAGGUGAGAAACACAUUGAACAAAGGCUCCAUGUCUCGUCUCCCUGCCAUUGGUAGAGGAUCCAAGGGCAGGGCAGCAGAGCUGGCAAGCUCUUCUAAGACCCCCUGGAGAGCCAGUGUCCCUCUGGCAUCUCAGUGCAAAGGGCCAUCCUCACCAUGGCAGAAGCCUAGAUCUGUGGAUUUGAAAAACAACGUAUCCAUCCAAGGGAAACCAAGCACUCUGAAGCGAACGCAAAGUCAAGAUACCCUGAAGGCAAAGAACCGAAUAAAGGCCCCGUGUGGGCAUCUGGACAGACCCAACAUCUCUCUGAGACGGGACCCAGUGUGUGUAUUAGACAGCCACUCCUUUCCUCAACCCCUGACCUCUCCCGGAAGAUUCAACACAGACUGGCACCGCCUCCCCUCACUGCAGUACCGUCCCCCCAGUCCAGAGGACUUCCAGCUCAUGUCUCAUACCUUUGAGGGCUUCUCCUCCGAGAACAGUAGUGUUGUCGAGGAAGACAUCAGAAGUGAACACGCAUACAGAGGGGGCCUUUUUGGGAGCUCUGCUGACACCACCCCAUCAUCUCUGGCUCAGUCCAUCUCCUCAGAAUGUCCUUCCAGCACUAGGACUCUGGAGAGCGCCCUCAGCGAAUCAUUUAUUAGCCCUCUUAGCAGCCGCUUCAGCUCUCUGGACAUCCUGUCAUCUGACUCAGACGGGGAGGAUAGGGAUGCAGCUUCCUCCUGGCAGGCUGCUGUUGGAGAGAGCUGCUACACCCCUGUGCAGUGGACCGGCUCUCAGACCAGCUUGAAUCACGUCAGCCCACUUCCAAAUGCCUUAAGUCCAGGGAGCCUGCAGUCUCAGCUGGGUCGAGAAAUAAUUACCCCAGAACCUUUAAGUAGAGCCUCUCUUGAUAGUGGCUGCAGUCCUAUGCCCUCAUUCAUACAAGUGGGCCAGGCGUCAGUCUCCCCAUCGCCUGCUGUCACAGAGAGGGUACACCGUGGUACUCUUGCUACCCCUGAGCAGAUAGACCACCAGCUCCCUGAGCUGGAGCUCAUCCCUAGGUGGCCUCCUCCCAGCUGGCUGGGGUCAGAGAGGACGUCCGAGGCCUCACCCACGGCCAGCUCUCCUGGGAGACACUCUAUGCUUGUCAGCAGGCAGGAGGAGCCGGAAGAGACCAGAGACACCAGUAAUGACAGUAGAGGGGAAACUUUAUCCUCCAGUGAGGCCUUGCGUCCUGGGACCUCGGGACUAAUGGAUCACCUGACCAUGGCACUGAUGGCUCUCCAUGACAUCCGCAGAGAGGUGGCACACAUGCAGAUGAAUCAUGCUCACAGUGGAAACGUUUCAGAUUCUCAGGAGGCCCAAUCAGCACCAGCUAGCGAUCCAGAAACCUUGCGUAAGAUCAAAGAAAGUCUGUUGGAAGAGUCGUCUGAUGAGGAAGGGGACCAGUGCCGGAUCUGCCAGUCUGGGGCUGCCUCACCCACAAACCCCCUGCUCACACCUUGCCAGUGCUCUGGCAGUCUGCAGUACAUCCAUCAUGAUUGCCUGAAAAAAUGGAUUCAGACCAAAAUCCAGUCAGGGACCACCUUGUCUGCCGUCAAAACCUGUGAACUGUGUAAGGAGAGUCUAACACUGGACCUGGACGACUUUGAUGUCGAUGAGUUUUACCAAAGACAUAACCACACACAGGUGGAGCAGGGCAGUGAGGAGCUGUACAUGCUGCUGCUCCUCCAGCAGAGGUUCUCAGCGCUGCUGCAGGUGGCCCAGAGCCGUAGCAACGCCGUCUCACGAAUGGCCACCAGGAUGUACCUGCUUCAGAGAGCUGCAGGGACAUCCAGCAUGGAGGUCUCCACUCACACACCGUAUGAUGAGGGCCAGGGGCACCAGAGGGCCGCAGAGGCCCCUGAGCAGCCACAGCACCACACCUGAGACUGACACGUAAUACCUGUCCCUCCACCUGUUCUGUGUAAUAUGUGAACUUAUCCUCAUUGAAUGAAUUGAAACGCACACAGUGCAGGAAAUCUGUUUCCAGUGCAACAUCUGGAGAAACAACAAAUAAACGGCAGGGAUGGGUAAAGCACUCAAGAAGAUUAAUGUAGGUU
Messenger RNA from Osmerus eperlanus (European smelt), 2693 nucleotides. Its product is annotated as E3 ubiquitin-protein ligase MARCHF7-like. The coding region runs from base 319 to 2520 and encodes 733 amino acids. Gene Ontology annotation, molecular function: zinc ion binding. Lineage: Eukaryota; Metazoa; Chordata; Actinopteri; Osmeriformes; Osmeridae. The record is from RefSeq and is a predicted model, not a curated record. The transcript is spliced from 10 exons.